AUGGCUUCAGAUAUACCCAAAGUCGUACCAUUGACAUGUCAUGGACAUUCUCGGCCAGUUCCUCAUUUGAACUUCUCGUCUCUCGUUGAGGAUGAUCAAUACUACUUGAUUUCUGCUUGCAAGGACAACAAUCCCAUGCUUCGUGAUGGCAUAACCGGCGAUUGGAUUGGUACUUUUCUUGGCCACAAGGGAGCUGUCUGGCAAGCCCGACUGUCAACGGAUGCCAACAUUGCGGCUACUGCUGCCGCCGAUUUCUCUGCUAAGGUCUGGGAUACCCACACGGGCGAAUGUUUGAACACUCUUCAGCACUCCCACAUCUGUCGAGCGGUGGCAUUUCCCAUCCAAGCCUCUCCCCAAGUCUUAGCGACGGGAGGAUUCGAGAAGAAGCUCCGCAUCUUCGACCUUACGCGCAGCGGGGGCAGCAACAGCUCUUCGCCCACCUCACCGUCAGCCCCGGAAACCAGCAACGGGACAAACACAGUAACAAGCUACGAGAUCGGACCGGGCGUGCACGGAGGCACGAUCAAAUCCAUCAUCUGGAACCAAGAUUACAACAUCCUCACGACAGCCGCCGAGGACCGGAGGAUCCGCUGGUGGGAUCUCCGCUCCCGCCAUCCCGUCAUCGAAUAUGCCGUGGAAGGCACGAUAGGUAGCUGCGAGCUCAACACCCUCGCCACUCGACCCAACGACCCCGGCAUCCUCACCGUUGCCGCCGGGAAGAGCGUAUACCUCUUCGACGGCGUGACCCCCGGCCGUCUUCUGAAGAAGAUGGAUUUCCGCUACGAAGUUGCCAGCGCCGCUGUGAACAACGACACCGGCAGACUGGUCACCGGCAGUGCGGACGACACCUGGGCCCGAGUGUAUGACCUGCGCACGGAAGAAGAGCUCGAGGUACAAAAGGGUCACCACGGGCCGAUCUGGUCGGUCAGUUUCUCUCCGGACGGCAAGUUGUACGGCACAGGCAGCGAAGACGGAACGAUCAAGCUUUGGAAGGCUUGCAGAGAGCCGUAUGGGCUGUGGCGUUAG
This is a messenger RNA of Aspergillus clavatus NRRL 1, 1026 nucleotides long. Its product is annotated as WD40 repeat domain-containing protein. Gene Ontology annotation, biological process: spliceosomal snRNP assembly. The transcript is spliced from 6 exons. Gene Ontology annotation, molecular function: protein binding; RNA binding. Bases 1 to 1026 code for a protein of 341 amino acids. The record is from RefSeq and is a predicted model, not a curated record. NCBI's taxonomy places the organism in Eukaryota, Fungi, Ascomycota, Eurotiomycetes, Eurotiales, Aspergillaceae. Gene Ontology annotation, cellular component: SMN complex.